Molecule: messenger RNA, 7672 nt
Organism: Ruditapes philippinarum (Manila clam)
Lineage: Eukaryota; Metazoa; Mollusca; Bivalvia; Venerida; Veneridae
Product: carnitine O-palmitoyltransferase 1, liver isoform-like
Exons: 18
Coding region: 138-2291 (717 amino acids)
Biological process (GO): fatty acid metabolic process; carnitine metabolic process
Cellular component (GO): mitochondrion
Molecular function (GO): carnitine O-palmitoyltransferase activity
Source: RefSeq, a predicted model, not a curated record
UGUGUCACCAAUCGAUUCAUUCGGAACAAUCGGACAUAGUCGACCCGGGUAAACAGUAACUGUCCAAACAAACAGACAUUGCUGUGAUUUUAAUCAUAAAUAUUGUCUGAGAAUAAAAGGAAACAAAUAACGGCAAGAUGUUUCGAGUAAUGGGCUCCAUGAUGCCCUACCGAAAUAAGGCAUAUGACAUUUAUAGGAGAAACUUUAGCGAAGCAUCGGCUGUUGGUUUUCUGUCCGCGAUUUUGUUCACAGUUUUUUCUGAGCCCGUAAAAAAUCUCGUCGAUUUUGGUGAAAAAUGGAUGGAAUUAUCAGGUAUUCCGUACCAAAUGAACAUAGCCAUGUUUGGAUUUAUUGUCGGAUAUGGUUCAACAAAAAUGUUCUUGCUCAUGAGGAUGCAGUUAUUCAAAAUGUUGCUGGGCUACCAAGGGUGGAUGUUCAACACCAAAUCAACUACCACUAAAAUGUGGGCAUUGAUGUUGGGCUUGUUGAGAGGGAAUGGAAAAUACCCAUGCUUCUAUUUUGAACCAUUGUUACCAAGACUCCCUAUACCAGAACUUAAUGCUACACUUGACAGAUUCCUUGCAUCCAUGAAACCUAUUUUGUCAGAUGAAGAUUUUAUAGAGCUGCUGACAGCAACAGAGACUUUCAGGACAAAGGAGGGACCAAAACUUCAAGAAUACCUACAGCGCAGAUCGAUCAAUAAGCGAUGUUGGGUGGAGGAUUUCUGGUUACAGUUAGCAUACCUGGGCUGGAGAGAGCCAAGUGCAGUUAAUGUGAAUUGUUAUGCUGUCGACAGGAAGACCUCCCCAACAACCAACCAGCUUGCACGAGCAGCCAAUAUCAUUCACCAUGUUGUUAAAUAUUAUGAAGCAAUCUGUGAGGAAACAUUGGUUCCACAAUAUAUGCAAGACUUAAUACCUCUCACCAUGGAUGGUUACAGAAAAACGCAUUGCACAGCUCGCCUCCCCAAAAUUGGCAUGGACGGACAAAUCACAUACAAGGACCAGAAACAUAUUGUUAUAUAUAGAAAAGGGGUGUACUUUAAACUGGACGUAUAUAAGACCGACAGUGAUGGCAAGGAGGUUCAGUUGUCCAUUCCCGAACUGUAUGUGAUACUUCAACAAGUUAUUAACCUCGCUGAUGAUGCAAAAGAUUUCUGCCCUGUUGGAGUUUUUACAGCACAAAACAGAGAUUAUUGGGCCAAGGUUAGGGAAAGACUGGUUGCAAUAGAUGUUAACAAAGAAAGUUUAGCAAGUAUUGAGAGCAGUAUAGGCCUGUUUUCUAUUGAAGAAGAAAGUCCUAAGGGUUUGGAUGAGGAGGCUUCAUUUACCAUGACAGGACAAGGACCAAACAGAUUCUUUGACAAGUCUUUGCAGUAUAUUAUAUAUGCCAAUGGCAAGGCAGGAAUAAAUGCAGAACAUUCUUGUGGGGAUGCUACUUAUGCAGCACGUCUAUGGGAAUAUAUCUUAGCUGUAGAAACCUACAACAAUGACGGAGGUGUUGCCAAAAUCUCAGACCAACACUUGAAAAACCUUCCCACUCUUCAGAAGUUAGACUGGGACCUCAGAGACUUUGAAAGGGAACUUACAGAAUCUCAAGUCCAUUUCCAGAAACUGGCUGACAGUUUUGGAGUGAGACUGGUAUUUGCAGAGUAUGGUAAAGGUUACAUUAAAACAAAGAGAGUCAGUCCUGAUGGAUAUAUACAGAUGGCAAUUCAGUUGGCAUAUUAUAAACUUCAUGGUAAAUUUGUCAAGACAUACGAGUCAGCCUCCACCAGAUUGUUCGCCAAUGGUCGUACAGAGACGAUACGUCCUGUGACAGAAUCGUCUGUUGCCUGGUGUAAAGCUAUGUCAAGCAUGAAGAAGACUACGAGAGAUCAAAAGAUAUUACUCCUGAAGCGGGCAAUCAACGCCCAGACCAAGGUGAAGAACGAGGCUGUUGUUGGACUAGGCUGGGAUAGACAUAUGUUUGGUCUGUACGCCUGCUGUAAGGAGCUUGGAAUGGAGCCACCCGCAUUGUUCCAAAAUAAGAAUUGCUUCAUGCCAGAUGUGUUGAGUACGUCCCAGACCCCUACAAAAUAUACCCAUAUUUGGAAACAAGAGUCAUCAUGUCUUGGUGGAGGAUUUUCCCCAGUCAGUAAAGAUGGCUAUGGCGUCUCCUACAUUAUUGUUGGUGAAGAUAUCAUAUUGUUCCAUGUAAGCACCAACAAGAACUCGACAGAAACAUCCGAACAUAAGAUGUCAGAGGCCAUUCUGGAUGCCAUGAAUGAAAUGAAAUCCCUUCUUGAUUAAAUCUUCACAGUGCUCGCUAACAUGUAAAUUAAUUUGAAACAGACUAUAGAUAUGACAUUAUUUGGAAACACAAUUUGAAACAAACUUUACUUGAUAUUUUCUGUUUGCAUGAAAGAAGUGAAACCUCUUCUCGAUUUAAGCUGAAAAAAUGCUGGAAAUUAUCAUCUGAAGAUAAAAUAGAGAAAUAGACUAUAGAUUUCACAGUGGAGUACAUACAAUUUUUGAAACACACUAUAGUUGACUGUUCUGUUUUUUACUAAAGUCUAAGUGAUAUACUAGUAUCUAUAGUUUUAUUAUUGCACAAUUCUUACUUUUUCUGCACCUGGUGAUUUUAUUUUUAUUUUUUUCUUUGUUUUUUAACAAAUAAAACACAUUAUAAUUUUUUAUUUGCACCAAAUUUUCUUGAGAGAUAUUUUUGUUUAUUGUUUAAUGUUUAUAUUACUAUUUUUUUUUACUUAACAUAUAAAAUUCUUCCAAGUACUGAAGCUAUUGUUUUAAAAUGUAAACUCGCAGCUUAUUCUAUGCUCAUUUUUAUUUUUUUCAUACUUUUUUACUCUCAUUUUUUUUUUUUUUUUUUUAAAAAUGAAAUUGAUAUAAAAAUUGAGAUGGAUGAAUAAUGGAUGAAACAAAAGUGGUGGUAGUUACAUUGUUGUGUUCUUGAAUUAGGGUUACAUAAUGAGAUUGGAUCAUUUGAUAACAGUACAUUACAACAGAAAGUUACAUAUAUAAUGAUUGUCAUUUAUUGGAUGAUUCUAAAUCAGCCAUUUUGUUUUGUAUUCAUUGAGUGAAAGUUUUUUUGUUUUUUUUCUUGACAUUUUUUAUCAAGGGUACAGAGUUACACAAAGUGUAUGUAUAUGUUUUUGUUUCAAUAUCUGCAAAUGUAAAGUUGAUUGUAAUAAUAAUCAAUAGGUUUAUAAACUUGCAAUUUUCUCAAUUUGAUAAAAUGUAAUGUAAAAGUAAUCAAUAGGUUUGAGAGCUUGCAAUUUCUACAGUCGUUGUGGUACAGUGUAAUUGAAUAUACUGAUUUCCUUUUGGAUAUAGCGGUAACUCUUGUUUGUUAAUUGUUUUGAGCUCCUUUCUACAGUGACUAAUUACUCUUUUCAAUUACUCCUAAUGAUUCACAACGGUAAUUACCAACCCUGUUAGCUUACAAAUAGUUGAUAGUUCUAGGUGCAUGUAAAUGGAAUAAAAACUGCCAGGAAUAAUCGUUUUAAGAGAUAGAUAUAUUUGGUCAAUCUUUAACAAUACAGCUUCAUUGACGUCUCUUUGAUGUUAACAAUGUUGGUGCAACAAUUGUAUACAUGUAUUUUGAAAAGACUUUUUCCUGCUUUUUUAUUGCUUUAUUUAUUUUUGUCUGUCAAAAGUACCUUAUUUUUUGUAUGUCAAAAGUAUCUUAUUUUUUUAUAUCUUUUUUUAAAAGUCAGAUUUUUUUUUAGUUGUUUUAUAAAAUUCACCAGGCAUAGUUCUUUUUUGGUUCUUAUUAAAGUUUUAGAUUUUAAAUCAUGCCAAAUAGCUUACAGGAAAUAUUUCCUAUUGCCAUACAUUUUAAAGUUUUUUAUAUUUAUAACUGUUUUCCUGUUAUUUGAUUGAUAAUUUUUACAUUUAUAAUGAUGCACAUGUAUCAUGUAGUUUCUGUCUUUUUAAAGAAGGUUUGAUAUUUUUCAAGGUUUGAAAAUGUUUUGUCUUUUUUCAAGGUUUGAAAAUGGUAUGUCUUUUUUUCCCUUCAAUAUUUGAAGAUUUUAUGUCUUUUUUCAAGAUUGAAAGAUGUUAUGUCUUUUUUCAAGAUUUGAAGAUGUUAUGUUCUUUUUCAAGGUUUGAAAAUGUUAUGUCAUUUUCUUUCAAGGUUUGAAGAUUUUAUGUCUUUUUCUUCAAGGUUUGAAAAUGCUAUGUCCUUUUUCAAUGAUUUUAAGAGGUUAUGUCUUUGUUUCAAGAUUUUAAAAUGUCAUGAUGUACAUCGAUAUGAAUGGUUUUAAACUGUAUUUGUGUUUAAGUGACAGAUUUAUGCUCAGUUUUUAUACUGGUCAUUUAUUUUUAUCUUACUACUUUAGAUUUAAUAACCAUAUGGUUUUCAUUGUAUCCAUUCUUUAGUUAUAAUUAAGCAGGGAUUGGAUUCGAAUGUAGGAGAAUAGUUUUAAUUUUGCAAUGACAUUUUUCAAGCUUUUAUCACACCAUUGGCUAUUUUAACAGUUAUGUAUUGACCUUUAAGUAUGUCAUGUUUAAUUAUCUUAUCAAAGUCUUAGGUAAGUCAUAUAAAAGUAAGGCUAUCCUUUGUCACCAGUAUAGAGUCAGGCUGUCCUGCAAAUCGGUACAGUGUGACCAGGCUUUAUAGUGUCGACUGACUAUAAAAUCCCCCAAAAAUUUGAUAAUGGACAGUUCCAAAAUUUGAAACUGGAUGAGUCCAUUUAAGUAAUUCAGUGGAGUUAAGUUUUAAAAUUAGACAUGAUUUGCAAGUUUACAGUACUAGUAUAACACAAUUUACGAUUUGAAUAAGAAUGGAUGAUUGAAUUUUUGAUAUUAUAUUUAUGAAGGAAACAAGGCACAGUUGAGCAUCUAUGUAAGAUUUAUUAUGGAGAAUUUUUUUAAAUCUAUUUGAAAUUUUUACAUGCUUUACUACUCGCCUGUUUUUUCUGACAGUGUAAAAAUCCUGUAAUUUUACUAAGUGUUUUAAGCUGUUAAAUAAAUGGAUAGGCCUUAUUUAUGUGUUCACUUUGCUCAGCAAAACCACAAAUGUUUGUUUCUAUAUAUAUCUAAAUGUCUCGGUGAUUUAGGUGCUUUUUCAUAGCAGUUAAUAGGUAGAAUUUUUAGGGUUUGUGUCUAGAUUUAUUACUGCUAUAUCUUUCAAAUAACACUUUAUCAAAUGUAUAAGGUAGGUAUUUUAAUAUAUAUGAUGAAACAUUCUUGCUAGUGAAUUUUUAACAGUUUUACUGAAAUAACAUUUUUCAAUUUUUGCUUUAAAACCUUCCAAUGUUAACACUAAAAGUUGACACUUAUUUUUAGAAUCUAUAUAUCAAAUAGUUGUUUUGAACACAUGUGGGAAAAAAAAAUUUAUAUGAAAAUUUCACAUACUGUUGCGUGUGGUUUUCUGUGAAAUUGGUAUUCUUUAAAAGCAAAGAUUUUAAAGAUGAUAUAAAUGAACAUUAAUUUAUUAGAUUGGACAGAAUUUUGUCAUCGACUAAGCUGUAUGAAAAUAUUUUAUAUGUUGCAAUUUGUCCAAAUGUGAGGUUUUGAUAUUAUUCACUUUUAUUAAAUUGGAUUUUUGUUAUUUAAAGAUAUAAAAGUUGAACGUAAAAUGUAAAUGAUAUACUGAAAAAUUAAUUUCACAAAAUUAAUGGAAUCAUGAAAGUUCAAUUUAACAACACAUUCUUUUUUUUAUAUAUAUAUAUAUUUGAAAGUGAUGUCAUCAUAAAUUUGUUGAAAAUAAUUGUAACUUGGGUGAUUUUUUUCAUUAGAUGUGCUUUUAGAUUAUUUGUAUUCAUUAUAAUCAUCUUAAUUUGUUUUAUGUGAAUUAUAAUAGGCUGCUUCUCUUAGUUUAGUUGGGUUUUACUUUUGCGUUACAUGUUUAAUUUUAAAGAUUAGUUAAUAAUGUAAUAGUUAUUUUGUUGUAGAUUAAUUUAUUAAAGUAAUAUGCUAAAACCUACAUCCCCACUAUUUUAUAAAUAUAUGAGUAUAUGAGUGCACAGAUAAAACCCAGUAUUUUCACUGGUUAGCAUAUAUAAUAAAGCAUUUUAUGAUGAUGUUUAUGAGUAUAAUGAUACUAACUGAGUGACAUUAUUUCUGGAAGAUAUUGCCAAAUACAAAAUGCCUCAAAAAUUUAAAAAAUACAAUGUACUUUAGCACAAUGGCAGUUAUCGUCUUUCAAAAUUUUAUUGAAAUAAUGGCAUAGUUGAUGUAAUUUUCAUGCAAUAUGUAUCAUGUUUAAAUAGAGUAUUAAUCAAUUUCCAAUGUACUACAUUUAUUUUUUUGCAGAAUUUUUUUUUCUGUUGUUUUUGAGAACUUAUAUCAAUGUAUAUAGUUUUUGCCACCAGGAUAGGGCAAGGCUAUUCUUCACUGCAGGUGGAUACAGUCUGUAUUGGCUGAUUAACUUUCAAAUUGACAAUGCGAUAUCCCUUAAUAUUGAUAAUGAACUAUUCCGAAAUGAAAGUUGGAAAAGUCAAUUCAAUAAUUUCAGCAGGGUGCAGAGUGAAAUGAAAACAUGUGUCUGUGAAAUGGCUAUUUUUAGACACAUUUGUGAUAUUACUGGCCAGCUUUCUUGGGCAUUUGUAAUGCAAAGUAUAUCAUAUUAUUUUUUUUUUUGAAAAUCAUUUUAUUUUAGUUUCAUUCAUUUCUCAUUCAGAUAUUGGGAUCAAGUAACAGGGUACAAGGCAUAAAAAUACCUGACAUUAAUUAAAAAAGAUGGCAGUUUUAGAUUUUCCCUUCACUACAUGUAUAACGUAAAGAAUAAUUGAUAGAUCCCUACCCUGAUUUUUUAUUUGAAUAAUAAUGUAUUUAAACACAAACAUGAACAUGUUUUUUUUUAAUUAACAAAAUAAAUAUGUUGUUGUGCAAUUCUUAUUGUAUCCACUAAUCUGAUAAUUUGAAUUAGACAAAAUAGGGUCUACAUUUGAAAGACAUGAUAUAUUAUUAAAGACGUUGCAUAUAUCGAUCUCAUUAUGUUUUCUUUGUACAUUUUGUAUAAAUGAGGUAAAAUGUAUUUGAUAUUUUCAUAUUUCAAAGCUUAGCUUGUAAUAUAUUUUUGAUCCACUUUUAUUUUGUAAUAUUAGUGUUUACUUUUUCUUUGUUCAUUAAAAAUUUAUAAAAGAAUGAAACUUUUAAGUCACAUCAGUUAAAUAGAAAUUAACAGAAACUAUUAUGAUACUGUCUUAAUUGAUAAAAAAAGCACAACAAUUAAAUUUUUAUUUCACAACAUUUUUAUUUUUUCUCAAGGGAUUAGCUUAAUAUAGAAAUGAUCAUUUCUUUUAAAUCUGUUUUACCAAUUCGCAGAGCCAGGCAAAUGAAAGUAUAUUUAAAAGGUCAUAUUCAUGAUGGCCUACAUAGAUUGUUUGAAAUGGACUAUAACCAAAUAGCUGAUAUGAAAUGUACUAUUUCUCAACUUAUAAGAAAUGUUAGAUGUUACUGUUAAGGAGGACCAGCUAGUAGACUUACACAUAUAUAUUGCUUACAUUGUAAAUUUUCAGCUUGUAUUGCAUAAAUUUACGUAUUGUUUGUUAUAGUAUCAUUAUGCUUAUUAUUCACAUGGGUGUUAUGUGUACUAAUUUUGCUAGAUUUAUGUUCUUUUUGGAAUGAUAUUAUUCAUUUAAUAGUAUGAUUUCGAAUGUUAUUUCUUUAUUUAUAGCAUACGAUUUGUAUAUUUUACUCUGCAAGUAAAUUGAUAUACCAUUAAA